Cladophialophora carrionii CBS 160.54 is the source of this 1488-nucleotide messenger RNA. RefSeq lists its product as uncharacterized. Lineage: Eukaryota; Fungi; Ascomycota; Eurotiomycetes; Chaetothyriales; Herpotrichiellaceae. The transcript has 2 exons. The coding region runs from base 1 to 1488 and encodes 495 amino acids. The record is from RefSeq and is a predicted model, not a curated record. Gene Ontology annotation, molecular function: hydrolase activity, acting on carbon-nitrogen (but not peptide) bonds.
AUGGGUUCCAUCGACCCAGCAAGGACAUUCACUCCAGAGGAGCUGCCUCCUCCCUGGAAAGUGACACCCGCAGAUAUAACCAUCGACAACCACAAGGACGGCGACAAAGGCAAGAUCCUCUUCAAGAAUGUCAACAUCUUCGAUUCAACUGGCGCGGACAUCUAUCCCGGAGAUGUCUUGAUCGAAGGCGAACGCAUCAAGCAGGUCGGCAAGGUCGACGUUGCGCCAGACGACGACGACGAUAUACUCGUCAUCGACGGCAAGGGCAAGAAGACUCUCAUGUCUGGCCUCUGCGACGCCCAUACACAUCUGAGCUGGAACAACUCGCCGACGCUGGAUGGCCUCACCGGGCUGAAACUCGAGGAGCACGUUCUGUUCACUGCCCAGUCGGCCAAGACGUACAUCGACUGCGGCUACACGAUGUGUUUUGGCGCCGCGUCGGCUCAACCGCGCCUCGACAUCGUCAUCAAGGGAGCGAUCAAGUCCGGCAUGAUCCCCGGACCGAGGACCCUAGCAAGUUGCCAGGAGAUCACGACCACGGGGGGCGCCAUCAUCCCCAGCAUCAGCAAAUACGCGGACGGAGAGGACGCGAUGCGCCGCACAGUGCGCGAGUUCGUCGAGCUGGGCGCGGACAACAUCAAACUCAGCAUGACAGGCGACUAUGUCCAUCCGACCAUGGGCAGUACAGAGACGUAUUUUACCCUCAAGGAGACGAAGGCAGCCGUAGAGGAAGCCCACAAUCGAGGGAAGAGGGUGUGUGCCCAUGCCCGCUCCGCCGCGAGUGUCGUCCUCUGCUGCCAGAGUGGAGUCGACGUCGUGUACCACGCCAGUUUUGCCGACGACAAGGGGCUGGACAUGCUGGAGGCGCUGAAGGAUCGGGUCUUCGUCGCCCCCGCGAUCAAUUUCCCCUACAACACCUGCUCCGGCGACGCUAUCCCGUACGGCAUGACGCCCGAGAUGGCCAAGAAGAAAGGGCUCGUCGAGGAGGUCGAAAAGGCGUGCAAGGCCAUGAAGGAGCUGCACAGACGCGGCGUGCGAGUGCUGCCUGGCGGUGACUACGGAUUUGCAUGGGCCCCCCACGGGACAUACGCAAGGGAUCUAGCGCACUUUGUCAACCUCUUCGGGUAUACGCCGAAAGAAUCGCUCAUGGCGGCAACGGCCCUGGGCGGAGAAAUCAUGGGCCACCCGGACGUCCUGGGCAAGGUCCAGCCGGGAUACUACGCCGACGUGAUCCUGCUGGACGGCAACCCGCUGGAGGACAUCGACAUCUUCCAGGACACAUCCAAGCUGCAUGCCAUCGUCCUCAACGGCCACGUGCACAAGAACGUGGCCGUCGCGGCUGCGGACGGGCAGAGUCUGACGGCCGACGGCCUGGCGAACAAACGCACGGUAUAUACAAAUUUGCCGCUGGUGCCGAAGGAGGAGCAGGAGAGGCAGCAGCGCGAUGCCGAGGAGAAUGGUAUUGGGGUCGAACCGCAGAUUGUGUGA